AUGGACGCCCUGGUCCGACUCCUGCAGCUGCUGGUGUUUCUCCUGACCCUCCCCCUGCACCUCAUGGCUCUACUGGGUUUCUGGGAGCCCCUGUGCAAGACCUAUUUCCCCUACCUGAUGGCCGUGCUGGCGGUCAAGAGCAACCGAGUGAUGGAGAGCAAGAAACGGGAACUCUUCAGCCAGAUAAAGGGGCUGGCAGGUGCCUCGGGGAAGGUGGCCCUGCUGGAGCUGGGCAGUGGCACCAGUGCCAACUUCCAGUUCUACCCAACUGGCUGCAAGAUCACCUGCCUGGACCCCAAUCCUCACUUCGAGAAGUUCCUGACAAGGAGCAUGGCCAAGAACAGGCAUCUCGAGUAUGAACGGUUUGUGGUGGCUUUCGGAGAGUACAUGAGCCAGCUGGCCGACGGCUCCAUGGACGUGGUGGUCAGCGCCUUGGUGCUGUGCUCCGUGCAGAGUCCAAAGAGUGUCCUGCAGGAAGUUCGGAGAGUUCUGAGCCCGGUGAGCAGAAAGGGAAGGAUCUGGGCGUGGAGCAGCAACGUGGCAUCGGCCGCCCCAGUGUCCAGGGCACCCAGGAUGGGGUAUCUCCUUACUAGAGCAUGA
Rangifer tarandus platyrhynchus (Svalbard reindeer) is the source of this 600-nucleotide messenger RNA. Lineage: Eukaryota; Metazoa; Chordata; Mammalia; Artiodactyla; Cervidae. The record is from the annotation of a GenBank genome assembly.